CGGAACCUAAUGGAUAAGAGUUGAAAGGUAAGAUUUGAAACAACUACACGUGAUGUAAUUUUGUAAGGGGGCAGCUGGUAUAGGGGCAUGGAGUAGGGGCAGAGAAUUUCCACUCAGAUAUGGGUAUUUGAUUUUCCUUGGAUUUGAAGCCCUCAAGUGGAUGGUGAGUCCUUUUGCAAAGGGGAUAGAGGAUGCAAGUGCAAAGGGGAGCGUGGACGAGAAUGCUGGCUAGCUUUCUUUGGAUCAUGCUGAUAAUGGUCUAUGUUGGGGGAUGUUUGUAGCUACUAUAGUUUCAUUUUAUUUGCUUCUGUUUUAUUUUACUUCUAGUCGGGUGAUGCUGUGGCUUCAAUUGUGCUGUUCUCUUUCGGAUUCUUACAACAGGUGUUGUUUUGUUCUGUUUUGCUGUUUUUUGGGCUUCAUUUGGCUUUGUUGUUUUUCAGUGUCGGCUUGUAUAAUUGUUCGGUUUUAUUGUAGGUGUUAUCUUUUAAGACAGUCGGUUGCUUUCUUUCUUUUUGAUGAAGUAAUGAAUUUGUAAAAAGAGUGAAAAUACAGUUAUAUAUAUACAAAUUGUAUUUAACUAUUUGAAAAUAUCAGUAAAUCUUAAAUAAUUCAGCACAUCAGAUAUUCACCCAAGUAAUUUUCCCUCGUUUAUAAAAUGGACACUUCCCACAAGUUAGCCUAGGGAGCUCCCUCCCUAUUCCAAAAACCAAACCCUCCUAUCCAGGAAAGCCUUAAUUAAUUAGCUAUCUCCCAACAUCAAGUUUCUUCUUUCUUGUUGUAGCUUCGUUACAAUGGUUGGGCAAUCAAGAAAAUGGAUGAUACUGAUUGCAACCACAUGGAUACAGGCUUUUACAGGGACCAACUUCGACUUCUCCUCCUACUCUUCCACACUGAAAUCAGUUCUUGGGAUAUCCCAGCUUCAGUUGAAUUAUUUGUCUGUUGCUUCAGAUAUGGGGAAAGCUUUUGGUUGGUGUUCUGGUGUGUCUCUAAUGUGUUUGCCAUUGUGGGUUGUCCUCUUCAUGGCUGCUUUCUUGGGUGUUUUUGGUUAUGGAGUUCAAUGGCUUGUCAUUAAACAAGUCAUUACCUUGCCUUAUUUCCUGGUAUUUGUUCUGUGUUUGGUAGCUGGUUGCAGCAUCUGUUGGUUUAACACAGUAUGCUUUGUGUUAUGCAUCCGAAAUUUCCCAACCAACAGGGCACUUGCUUUGUCCCUCACCAUCAGUUUCAAUGGUGUAAGUGCUGCUCUUUACACUCUGAUUGCCAAUGCAAUAAACCCCGAUGAUGAAACCCUCUAUCUCUUCUUAAACGCACUUGUACCUCUUCUUGCUUCCAGCUUAGCUCUCGUCCCCAUCCUCCGUCAACCACCUUUGCAACUUCUGUCCACGGACACUACUAGUUGGGAUUCCUUUGUUUUCUUUGUCCUUAAUGUUUUAGCUGUUUUCACCGGUCUAUAUCUUCUCCUUUUGAAUUCACUUUCAUCUAAGGCAUCGAGGGCACGCAUUCUCCUAGGGGGUGCCUUAAUCCUUUUGCUCCUACCUUUGUGUUUACCAGGCAUUGUAUGUGGUAGGAGCUGGGCUCGUCGUACUGUCCAUACCCCCGCCUUUUGUCUUGAAGGGCCCACCUUCAGCUCGUUAGAUCCUGAUGACUUUGAUCAGCUCCAUAAGGAAUUGAUUGGAAAUGACAGAAAUAAUAAUAGCUCGAGUGUCAAUCCGUUUUCUGAAACAAACAAAGAAGGGUUGUUCGGGAUGAUAAUGGAGAAAGGCAGGCUAACAGUGCUAGGUGAGGAACACCCUGCUAGAUUGCUAGUCCGCCGAUUGGAUUUCUGGCUAUAUUAUGUGGCCUAUUUCUGUGGAGGGACAAUAGGGCUGGUCUAUAGCAAUAAUCUAGGCCAGAUCGCCCAAUCACUCGGAUACUACUCCCAGAUUAGUGCCAUCGUGACUCUGUACUCCUCUUUCUCAUUCUUCGGUCGUUUGCUAUCAGCUGCCCCGGAAUUCAUGCGUGACAAGUUGUAUUUUGCACGAACAGGGUGGCUAGCAAUAGCAGUGGUGCCAACACCAAUAGCCUUCUUUUUACUUGCUGCAUCAGGCGGUGAGGCGGCAUUGCUGGCUAGCACAGCCAUGAUCGGAUUAAGCUCCGGGUUCAUAUUUGCAGCGGCCGUUUCCAUCACAUCAGAGCUAUUUGGUCCUAAUAGUGUGAGUGUCAACCACAACAUCCUCAUCACCAACAUCCCCAUCGGGUCGUUCCUGUACGGUCUCCUUGCAGCAUUAGUGUAUGAUUCUAAUGUGAAAAGUUCAAACCAGGAGAACUUGUUGGAGGAAGCAAUGGUGUGCAUGGGCAGGGACUGCUAUCAGCAGACAUUCAUCUGGUGGGGCUGCAUUUCCCUCUUAGGCCUAAUCUCCAGUUUGCUGCUGUUCUUUAGGACCCGACUUGCUUAUUAUGGCUACCAAAGGAACAGGAGUCGAACACAGGUUUCGUAGAUUAUAUAGCUAUGUUGCUCGGAUUUGAAGAUGAGUAUCAGAUUCGGGUCUGCUCAUUUUUAUUAAGUUUAUAUAUAUAUAUAUAUAUAUAUAUAUAUAUAUAUAUAUAUAUAUAUGUCAUACACAUGUUUGAGUGCCAUACACAAGUAUAUAUGAGCUAAGAUGUUUGGGAGAAAAUGAGAAGUCCUAGUUCCACACUCCCCUCGAUUUUCAUGUAAUAAGAUCUCUUAUUUGUAAUGCACUUAAAAGGGUAUCAGCCAUCUAAACAAACUUGAGAAAAUCAAAAAUGACAAAUGAUGUACUGAAUUAUAUAUAUAAUACAAUUUGUAAAAUGUUUUAGGGA
Messenger RNA from Gossypium raimondii (Peruvian cotton), 2817 nucleotides. RefSeq names its product protein NUCLEAR FUSION DEFECTIVE 4. The transcript is spliced from 3 exons. Bases 792 to 2474 code for a protein of 560 amino acids. Lineage: Eukaryota; Viridiplantae; Streptophyta; Magnoliopsida; Malvales; Malvaceae. Gene Ontology annotation, cellular component: membrane. The record is from RefSeq and is a predicted model, not a curated record.